AUGAAGCUCUUCCUCGCCAGCCUUCUCGCCAUCGUGCUGGCUGCCACCGCCGUCAAUGCAGCCCCUACCUCCGAUGCCGGCAACGAGCCGUUCCGCGAGGCCGUGGUCGAGAAGAUGCUGGUUCGUCGAGACCAAGACCCCUUUCUUGACUGCAACAUGUGUGCCGAGAAUCUCGACGUCUGUCUCAAGUACGGCUUCGGCCCAUCCAAAAAUAUCGAGCAUUGUGCCGACAUCUGUUCCGCUUUCAUGUGCCGCAAGUUCCCCAAAGUCAGUAUAACCACGCGGUGUCACUUUGGUUUCGAACCAAACAAAAAGACAGAGUAAACAUACUGAUGACAUCAAAGUGCCGCAUGUGCGACGACAAAUACAACCACUGCAAUCCUUACCACAACGUGCACGUG
Periconia digitata is the source of this 401-nucleotide messenger RNA. The record is from the annotation of a GenBank genome assembly. Lineage: Eukaryota; Fungi; Ascomycota; Dothideomycetes; Pleosporales; Periconiaceae.